AUGGCGAUCCCACAGCGAGACCCAGACACACCACCGCCCACGCCCAGGCCCACGCCCGCGCACAUCCCACACAUCCACGCCGUCCCCCCGCGCCCUCGCCUCCACGCCGCCACCAGCACAACCACCACCAGCUUCGCCCUGCCCCCGCCAACCUACAGCUCCCUCGCCGAGCUCUCCCUCGCAGCCUCCAUCCUCCUACCGCGCAGCCUUCCCCCCUCCGUCACCGUCCCCGUCCUCCCGCCCGCCCUGCGCCGCCUCAGCCGCCGCCCCUCCGCCCGCCUCGUCUGGGCCGCCCUCUUCGCCGACGGCCCCGCCCGCGCCGCGGCGCGCCUCGUCCUCGCCAUCCUGACAAACCACGUGCGCCGCAUGCUGGCCCCCUCGCUCGGCGCCUGGGUGUGCGCGACGCCGCUGGCCGCUCUCAAACUGGCCGUCGGCAGCCCGCACCUGUUCCUCGACGCGCAGCUGGUGCUCGCGUCGGCGCCGGCUGCGUGGGGGGCCGUGGCGCAGAAGGGCGCCGUCGAUGUCCUCGGCGGCGCCGCGGCGCGGAUGAUGGUGGAGGCCGACGCGAAGAGCGCAUCCGGGACCGCGCGGGAGGUUGCCGUGGUUGGCGUUUUGGUUUGGGCGCUUGCGGCGGCCGAGUAUGUCCAGGCGAGGACGUGCCAUGCCGUUGCUGUCGUGCUUGCUGUUGGGAAGCUCGUCGGCGGGCCGGCGGGGUGCUCCCCCGCCGCAUACCCCAGAACACCAGCGAGCGUGUUGGCGAAAUACCUCUCGAGCCUCAACACCCUGACGAUCAAGUAUGGCACCAAUGGACGAGCAGGUUAG
This is a messenger RNA of Verticillium dahliae VdLs.17, 822 nucleotides long. RefSeq lists its product as uncharacterized. The record is from RefSeq and is a predicted model, not a curated record. The transcript has 2 exons. NCBI's taxonomy places the organism in Eukaryota, Fungi, Ascomycota, Sordariomycetes, Glomerellales, Plectosphaerellaceae. The coding region runs from base 1 to 822 and encodes 273 amino acids.